This is a messenger RNA of Penicillium maclennaniae, 1620 nucleotides long. Its product is annotated as sugar porter family MFS transporter. Gene Ontology annotation, molecular function: carbohydrate:proton symporter activity. NCBI's taxonomy places the organism in Eukaryota, Fungi, Ascomycota, Eurotiomycetes, Eurotiales, Aspergillaceae. The record is from RefSeq and is a predicted model, not a curated record. The transcript is spliced from 4 exons. The coding region runs from base 1 to 1620 and encodes 539 amino acids. Gene Ontology annotation, biological process: transmembrane transport; carbohydrate transport. Gene Ontology annotation, cellular component: membrane.
AUGGGCUUUGCAUUAAAGAAGCCGGAAGGUACUUCCGGCUCUGCCGCUCCGGCUAUCAUCAUUGGCUUGUUCGUGGCUUUUGGUGGUGUUCUUUUCGGAUAUGACACCGGCACAAUCGGCGGUAUUCUCGCCAUGAAAUACUGGCGAGAGCUAUUCUCGACCGGCUACAUCAACCCCAAGGAUGGUCUUCCCGACAUCACCUCCUCUCAGUCCUCAAUGAUCGUCUCCCUGCUCUCUGCCGGCACCUUCUUCGGAGCACUGUUUGCUGCCCCUGUUGCGGAUAUCUUUGGUCGGCGACUUGCCAUGAUCAUUAAUAGCUGUGUAUUCUGCUUUGGUGUCAUUCUCCAGACUGCCGCUGAGGCGAUUCCGCUGUUUGUGGCAGGGCGAUUCUUUGCAGGCAUGGGUGUCGGCCUUCUCUCUGCAACUAUCCCCCUCUAUCAGUCUGAGACAGCUCCCAAAUGGAUUCGAGGCACUAUUGUCGGUGCGUACCAGCUGGCCAUUACAAUCGGUUUGCUACUAGCAGCAAUCGUCGAUAAUGCCACUAAGAACCGUAAUGAUACGGGCUCCUACAGGAUUCCCGUUGCCGUGCAGUUUGCUUGGGCUAUUAUUCUUGUUGUCGGAAUGUUGCUACUUCCAGAGACGCCCCGCUAUCUGAUUAAGAAGGACAAGCACGAUCAAGCCGUGAAGUCUCUGGCUCGCCUCCGCCGUCUCGAUAUCAACCAUCCGGCUAUCUUCGAGGAACUGGCUGAAAUCCAAGCUAACCACGAAUAUGAAAUGCGUUUGGGCUCAGCAAGCUACUUAGAUAUCGUCAAAGGAUCUAUUGGAAAACGCCUAGCGACCGGUUGUGCCCUCCAAGGCCUACAGCAGUUAACAGGAGUGAAUUUUAUCUUCUACUAUGGCACCUCCUUCUUCCAGAACUCGGGAAUCUCAAACUCGUUCGUCAUUAGCAUGAUAACUAGCGUUAUUAACGUGGUAUCGACCUUCCCCGGCCUAUGGAUGGUUGAAAAAUGGGGCCGUCGGCCUCUGCUAAUGUUCGGUGCGAUCGGUAUGAGUAUCUCACAGCUGAUUGUCGCUAUAGUUGGCACGGCCGCAAGCUCGAUCGUUGCUAAUAAGGUGCUGAUUGCCUUCGUCUGCGUGUAUAUUUUUUUCUUCGCCUGCUCCUGGGGCCCCGUCGCCUGGGUCGUCACUGGUGAGGUAUUCCCGCUCAAGGCCCGUGCUAAGUGCCUCUCUAUUACCACUGCCACGAACUGGCUGUUGAACUGGGCAAUCGCCUAUGCCACCCCUUAUAUGGUUAACAGUGGACCCGGCAAUGCCAACCUACAGUCCAAGGUGUUUUUUAUCUGGGGCGGCUUCUGCGUCAUCUGUAUGGGCUUUGUCUACACAUGUAUCUACGAGACUAAGGGCCUGAGUCUUGAACAAGUGGACGAGCUAUACGCCAAGGUCCCUGUCGCCUGGAAGUCGACUAGCUUUGUGCCUACCGUCCACUUCACUGAUAUUCGCGAUGUCGCUCCCGACUCCCGCCGGGGCACCCUCGCUCAGCUUGAGGCCGAAGCGGGUGAGAAGCGCCUUGAUCCAGGGGCAGCCCACAUGGAGACUGUGGGCCCGAAGACGGAAGUCUAA